AUGGAGACAACAUUAGCCUUAUUAGUUCUCAUCUCUAUCGCCGUGGCAGUGUCCGUAAAAUGGGCAGUGAAUUUAGCAAAUUUUGUUUGGUUCAAUCCAAGAAAAUUGGAGAAGUUUCUGCGGAGUCAAGGACUCAACGGGAAUCCUUACAGACCGUUUUUCGGAGACCUUAAGGAAAUGACAAAAGUCAUCAACGCCGAACAAAAAAGAUCGAUUCGACUUUCCGACGACACUUGUCCACAUGUUUUCGCAUAUUACCACGACAUCCUCAACAAGUAUGGUGAGAAUUCGUUCUGGUGGUUUGGGCCGUGGCCGAAGCUGAAUAUAGUUGACCCGGAGCUGAUAAAGGAGAUUCUAAAGAAACCGGAUGUAUUUAAAAAGCCCCUUCCAGAAGUAGGCAAGAUCCUUACGAGUGGGAUUGUGCUUCUCGAACGCGAAAAAUGGGCUAAACAUAGAAAGAUUAUCAAUCCUGCUUUCCAUCUACACAAGUUGAAGAAUAUGGUUCCAACAAUUGGUUUAAGCUGUUCAAACAUGAUACACAACUGGAAAUCCAUAAUUUCAAAUAGUAAUAAUGAAGGUGGUUGGUCAGAAAUUGACGUGUGGCCCCACCUCGAAGAUUUAACCGGAGACGUAAUUUCGCGCACAGCGUUCGGCAGCCGCCAUGAACAAGGAACAAGGAUAUUUCAUCUCCAGCGCGAAAGAUCUAAGCUCACCAUGCAACUAUUGCAGCUGUCCUUCAUCCCUGGAUGGAGAUAUCUUCCGACGAAACUAAACAAGAAAGUCAGGGCGAUAAACGACGAAAUCGAGUCCUUACUAAGAGGCAUAGUCGACGAAAGGCAGAAGGCCUUGGAGAGGGGAGACGUCGUUGCUAGUGAUGAUUUAUUAGGUAUAUUAAUGGAAUCGAAUUCAAGAUUCGUUGAUGAAUUCGGAAACAAGAAUAAGGGGAUGAGUAUCGAAGAUGUGAUCGGGGAGUGCAAGCUAUUCUACGUAGCCGGCUCGGAGACAACGUCUUGUUUGCUUGUGUGGACUAUGGUUUUGAUGUGCAAACACCCCGAGUGGCAAACUCUAGCGAGAGAAGAGGUUAUUCGAGUUUUCGGGAAUUCGGAGCCAAGUUUCGAAGGCUUAAAUCAGCUCAAAACUGUAAGUUUUAGUUGA
Molecule: messenger RNA, 1155 nt
Organism: Erythranthe guttata (spotted monkey flower)
Lineage: Eukaryota; Viridiplantae; Streptophyta; Magnoliopsida; Lamiales; Phrymaceae
Source: RefSeq, a predicted model, not a curated record